This is a messenger RNA of Dicrocoelium dendriticum, 5886 nucleotides long. NCBI's taxonomy places the organism in Eukaryota, Metazoa, Platyhelminthes, Trematoda, Plagiorchiida, Dicrocoeliidae. The record is from the annotation of a GenBank genome assembly.
AUGACAUCAACUACAAUCGCCGAAUUGCUAACUGCUCUAUUGGAAACGGCGCUGGCGAGUGCAGGCAUUGCGGACACAUUGUUGCACCGGGAGCGUGGUUCCAAACCUUCACAGUCUCAAACCACACUGAACACUGAAUCUGCGCACGUACCGAGCAAGGACAGCCGAGCCGGCGUUGCCGGUUUGAUUGAGGUGAUAACCCAGGAUGGGCGAACCAUUCUGUUUCAAGACGUUGAGGUAUCUGUUCAAAGCAUUCGCCUCUUGUUUCAAUGUGUUAUGGCAUACCCGAGCCACUUUCUGGAACCGUUCCUCCGAUUGGAACAAGUGGAAAGCAAAUUAUUUCGGCUGUUGGUUCACUCUCCUGCUUCCAGAAUUCGCAAUGAAACCGCUCGUCAAUUGGAGCACUUGAGUCUCCUCUCCUCCCGGUACUUACGUUUUGGGGAGACUUGCAUCCGCGGACGCGAUUCGUCCACUGGUUUGGAAAUUUGCCUCCUGCACAAUCGCGUGUACCAUGCACGCUUGUUACACUUCCUCCUACGAAUACUGUUUCAUACUGGGUUACCGUUUUACACAGCCCACCUGGAUUUGCAUUCUAAAAGCGCGUUGACGCUACUGAUGCACUCUUCUAACUACUUCCAUGUGCGCUCAUUCCUACUCGGCCAGACGCCCGCCUCGCUGAUGAACAUGUGGUUUCACACCGACCACGUUAAAGUUCUGUGGGGUGAACUUAACAAGUUUCAAAACAUUGUUGGCGUGGAGUCCAACUUCAGCAGGUCGAAGCGGAAUCUCACAGAUUGUCUCUUGGCUGGCCAUUUGGUAGCUGCCAGCGUAUUAUGUGCCCAAGCAGUGGCAUGUGUGAAUAGUCACGCGGUGUGUGUUGUGCACGGAACUGCUGUGGCCUCUUCUCUUGGAUUUGACGUUCACAGUAAAAGUCAUACGGGAGCCUAUCCGCCUGUAUGUGGUGGAAUGGAUGUCCCGGCCCCCAUCGCACUGCUCGAUGCCCUAACCACAGGCCCCGACGAAACGGACCACUUGCGUCCACCGACAAGUGUUCCAGGUGAGUCGGAUAACCUACUCGGUCUGUUGCCUCCACCGGACAGCCAGUCACUCGACGAGACUUUCUUCAUCAACAACCAGAUAGCUCUCAAUGCCUGUUCGAAUUGCCUACGUGUGAGUAGAAACUUUGUCCACUACCUCAUUGUCGGUUGUCUCUUUCCGGAUGCGGCUCAUAUUCUGCACGAACAGUCCGUUCAACAUGGAACUGAUCCUGUACCUACUGUGGAUAUUUCCUUGUCUUUGGAACCAAUAUCCCUCCGGCCUAAUUCACUCUCCGGAUCGACAGACAUUGAAGCAGUUCACAAGCAGCCCUGUUUCACUAUUCAAACUGUCCGAUUGCUUGAGAACCUGGGCCCACUGACUCGGAAAGCCGCGUUUGAUUUUCUCCUUUUCGUCUCUCGGAUGGAUUUGAAAAGCCUCGAAAAGAUAGUUGACCUACUUAUCCUGCUUCAUCACGUGCAAAAUCCUGUGCAGACUAUACACCCAGGGGCGUAUAACCUGCCUGAUUCAAAGAGCGGUCCCAUGACUCCAGAUAAACUAUCUGGUGUGUCUUCGCCUAGAUCAUCCAUUGGUUCGUCCACAUCAGUUCGUGUCUUACGGAACUAUCGGCACGGGUCUACGAAAGAACUGGUGUGGGAUAUCCAGCCUGCUUUAUCGGGUCGGUCUGACAGCGGUUUCGUCGGGUUGCUGAACGGUGGGGCCACUUGUUACAUGAAUGGAGUGCUGCAACAGUUAUUCAUGCAACCUGGUCUGGCCGAAGCUCUGUUAAGCGUAACCGAGAGCGACAUUUUGGACGAAGAGAACAUCUUGUUUCAGACACAAAAGCUGUUCGGGCAUCUCCUGGAAUCACAACUGGAGUACUACAAUCCAGUGACUUUCUGGAAAAGCUUCCGUCCUUGGGAUACCAGCGAAGCAGUCAAUCCACACGAACAGCAAGACGCGUUUGACUUUUUUCAAGCUCUAAUCAAUCAGUUGGAUGAAGAAUUGAAGAAACUGAAACAUGAACCCUUUUUCCAAGCGAUCUAUCAGGGGAUCUUUCUAGAUUCCAAAUUCUGCGAUGAAUGUGAACACCGGUAUGAUCGGGAGGAGGUGUUCAGCGCGAUCAGUUUGGCUGUGAAGGCUCACGAUUUGCACGAGGCAUUGAAUCAGUUCGUUCGCGGAGAAAUUCUCGACGGUGAUAAUGCCUACUACUGCGAACGGUGUCAACGGAAGCGUCGCACAGUGAAACGCCAGUCUGUGCACACUCUGCCUCCGGUUUUGUGCCUACAUCUCAAACGAUUUGACUUUGAUUGGGAUCGUCAGGUGCCCGUCAAGUUCUCCGAUUACUUCUCAUUCCCUCGGGUACUCGACAUGAGUCCCUACAUGGCUGACUCUGUACGGAGACUACGUCCAGAGGCCUUUCUAUCCCCUGUCUCGUCUGCAUCGUCUCUACUGCAACGUGAGGCUAAGGGCACAGCAACGGCUUCUUCGUUACAGGACACUCAUUCCUCUCAUGACCUAACCAAGUCUGAACGCCGCUCGUCGACAGAAUCGUCAAAAGACAAAGCCUGUCCGCCUUCCGGUUACACCCGCGUGCCUACCCCAGUGAACGCUCAGAUGAAGUCAUCCAGGUCAAGCAUGCGAAUGGACAUGGCUUCUAGCUCAAAGAAUCCUCUACUCCAGACACAGGAAUACCGAUAUCGCCUUGUGGGCAUCGUUGUCCAUUCCGGCCAGGCGAACGCCGGUCACUACUAUUCUUUCAUCAAGGAUCGUGGCCGAGGGGAGCACAAAUGUCGGAUUCUCGUUCAAAACAUGGAGCCACCAAACAAAGUGGCUCGUCCUGUUGCACCUUCCGGUCAUACCACUUCGACUGAACAGAAAGGUGGUCUACUUGGUCAGUCGGUACGGUUGGAAAACACCACAACUUCCCCGCGUCAUUCCACCACAGAAGCACCGGAAGACGAUCCCUACGAUCGAUGGUAUCGCUUCAAUGACACCAGUGUGGAACCAGUGGAACUGACUGAUUCCCUGCUGGAGCAUGAGUGUUUCGGUGGAUCCUACAGUGUUCCCAAUCCAAACGGGAAACCACCGGAACGUCGGUCGCGAUAUUGGAGCGCGUACUUGCUAUUCUACGAACGGGUUGGUCUCAACCACGAUGCACUUCAUCACAUCUUGAUCGCUAACAGAACAUCCGCUGCCGCGAUGCAGGCCAAACAACCACAUUCACCGGUAGUGACAUCUACUCACGGGGUCUCCUCUUCACUUUUCGUGCUUGACGAAGGUCCAGCUACUGGAACCGUAUCUACAGCUCGUGUGCCACUUCGCUUCACGCUGAGUUCCUCCAUGGAUAAUGUGAACUCGGGACCGUCAGAGAAACAUGGGUCAGUGUCGACACAUCCAGACGAUACAGUUGGUGAAGGUUUUGAUGCGUCAGAAGCUAACGCAAUGGAAACGCAAGCAACAAGAUCGGGUUUUAACAUGAUUACCUGCCCGAUACCCCAUCGAAUAGCGCAACCCAUUUGGGCGGAAAAUUGGGCUUUUCUGCGCGAUCGCCACAUCUAUUCUCGUGAUUACUUCGAGUUUAUCCGGGCACUGUGCGAAGGCAUUUUGGACGAUGUCGGGAGCCUUCGUCACCAGCCCGAGCGAGCAGUCAUCGGAACCCGUCUACUGGCUCACUUUUUCUUCACCACCUUCGUGUGUCUGCACGCCCGUUCCAAAGCAUUGAUCACUGGCAACUUGGUCGAAGGUCAAACGAUGAGCAUUCAGGCGCUGAAGGAGUUGUCUGUACAGCAGAAUUCCGAAUGGUUGACCAUACUGCUCCGUUUGGCCAGCACCACUCCCAAAGCGUGUCGAUGGUUGAUGCAUUACUUGUGCACCAGCCCUUCUCUGCCGUGUCCCGUCUAUCUUCUGAUGGCUCCGAAACCCGCGACGAGACAGCAGUUGGCCAACAUGGUGUUAACAAUGCUACGCGUGUUCUACUCUUUCAAGGAGACUAACAUAUUGGAUGCUGUCCUCACUCGCUUUGUCAACCAUCUGCUCAGUCUGUUGGAUAAUGGCACUGUCGCAGACUACGCCACCGAAGCCGGGGCUUUGUUCGCUAUGCUUCGAGGCUACGCCGAGAUGUGCCCUCACGCCAACCUGCAUCUGAUCAAUUUAAAGGCAACGAAGCGAAUACUCAUGUAUUUGAUGGAGCCGAGACCUCCUAGCGCCAUAGAGCUUGAAUUGACUAAUGAAGAGGGGAGCAGUUUGGGGAUUUGUGGUUACGAUUUUCCCACAUGGGAGGACAAGUUGCGAACCUGGACACCGGUCCAACAGCGGGAGAUGGGGAACCUGUAUUACCUGCUCGCCUUGUUGAUUUCACAAACCUCCUUUGAUGAAUACCGCACAAUCAAACCGGCUAAUCCAUUCUCCAGUUUACCACCACGUGGCCACAGACACCUCAGUCAGACAGGACUUCAUCCUCAUCACGAAACUGUCAGGUGGCUUGGAGUACCUUUGCCCGACUCUCCAGCUCAAGCAACCUGCAAUGGACUUGCCUCCGCACCAACAGGUGGUCCCACCCAACCUCAUAUAGCACGCUCCCUGUCCGUCACUUCGGACGAAGUCUACCUCUGCGGUCUUUAUCGGUUGUGUGAGAUACUCCUGAGAGCUUAUGUGGAGAACCCAACCACUCCGAGCUUGGCCUCUUCUUUCGAACUCCCGAUCCCUAUUGGUCCAUGUGUCGCUUCGUCUCCAGUAACUACCACUGCCUCGUCCUCAGUAUUCACCACUACUGCCUCCCCGAUUGGUGCCACGGCUGUCAUAGAUGGAGUCGUGAAGACGACAUCCGUUCAGGCAGCAGCUUCGACGGGCACUGAAGGGACAUCCUUACGUGAGCUCAUUAGGGAAACAAUACUGCAUAUGGUUUAUUGUUCAUGGGAAGCGUCAUUCUGCAUAAUCAUCGCGCUGCUAUCGAAGAUAAGCACGCGUCCGCAAAGCGAAUUACGACAUUUGUUUGAUCUGCUGAACGAGUUGCUUCGCUUGAAUGACCCGCUGCAAAACGCACGCAUCUCUGCCGUUGUCGAUGGACUUUACAAUUCGCCUCUUCCUCCGCAAUACUCCGGGUGUUCGGCACCCAAGUGGUGUCCGAGACCCGUUGUGGACCCGAAACUCUGGGCUUGGAAAGCCGAAGAAUUGCAGCGUUCGUCAGCUUCUUACGCGGGGCAUCGUCCGUGUGGUGGUUCCCACGGGCCAACCAACAUGUUGCCGCUGGAGGAAGAAAUUCAUCCUUGGCCGUCAUUACCGAGAGGUCUUUUAGAGCUCAUAAUUACAGACUCGUGUCAGGAUGCCCGCCGAGCUUAUCAAUGCAUGAAAUUCAUUGUUGAAGUUUCUUCUGAGACACAUGCAGUCAUGUCGUACUUAUCUCGUUUCCCCGACCGUUGGGAGCCUGCAGUAAGAUGGCUGGCUAAUUUGUUGGAGCUGUCAGACGGCGGAGGACGAGAUCUGUCAUCUCAGACUUUCAGCAUUGACCAACAGGAUAGCACUCGUGGCCAAUAUCGCAUUGGCGAAGGUGACGCUGGUGGGCUGUACAUGGUUGUGCAUUCAGGUGCCUCUGGUUUGACAGAUGCUUCGAACGAAUCCGACGAGACCAACACUGGGUUCCAACGGACCGUUUCAGCUCAGACCACAUUGCGUGAAGCCACCCGAAUACUCUUUACUAUGCCCCGCACUACGUCUGACUCGGUUAGUGUUCCCGUUCCACCCCAGACUGAUGUUUCGUCCGGAGUUGCACAACAGAAUACUCACGAUGCAGUCGAAGCGGAGAGCGAGCAGUUGGAAAAGGCACCGCUGUUUCUCAAACUACCUCAUUGA